Teleopsis dalmanni is the source of this 2348-nucleotide messenger RNA. RefSeq names its product succinate dehydrogenase [ubiquinone] flavoprotein subunit, mitochondrial-like. Lineage: Eukaryota; Metazoa; Arthropoda; Insecta; Diptera; Diopsidae. The transcript is spliced from 6 exons. The record is from RefSeq and is a predicted model, not a curated record. Gene Ontology annotation, molecular function: flavin adenine dinucleotide binding; succinate dehydrogenase (quinone) activity; electron transfer activity. Gene Ontology annotation, biological process: tricarboxylic acid cycle; mitochondrial electron transport, succinate to ubiquinone. Bases 1 to 1944 code for a protein of 647 amino acids.
AUGCAUAUAAUUGCUUGUGUUCGUUCUGCUUCAUUAGUACCACAACGUGACUUGCAUAUCACACACGAUAAAAGAAAUGCCACUACGAAAUCCAAUGCAAUCUCAAAAGAAUAUCCAAUUGUUGACCAUGCUUACGAUGCUGUUGUGGUUGGAGCUGGAGGUGCUGGUUUACGUGCUGCUUUCGGUCUAGUGGCUGAAGGUUUUAAAACUGCUGUCAUCACAAAACUAUUUCCCACCCGAUCACACACAAUAGCUGCACAAGGCGGCAUUAAUGCUGCAUUAGGAAAUAUGGAAGAGGACGACUGGAAAUGGCAUAUGUAUGAUACGGUAAAAGGCUCAGAUUGGUUGGGUGAUCAGGAUGCCAUACAUUAUAUGACUCGAGAAGCACCAAAAGCUGUAAUUGAACUGGAAAACUAUGGUAUGCCAUUCUCACGUACACCUGAAGGCAAAAUCUAUCAACGCGCCUUUGGUGGACAAAGUUUGAAAUUUGGCAAAGGUGGCCAAGCACAUAGAUGUUGCGCUGUCGCUGAUAGAACAGGUCACUCACUGCUGCAUACAUUAUAUGGUCAAUCAUUGAGUUAUGAUUGUAAUUAUUUUGUUGAAUAUUUUGCUUUGGACUUGUUAAUGGAAGAUGGCGAAUGUCGAGGUGUUAUAGCACUAGAUUUAGAAGAUGGUAGUUUGCAUCGUUUCCGUGCCCGUAACACAGUGAUGGCUACUGGCGGUUAUGGCCGAACAUUCUUUUCCUGCACAUCUGCACACACUUGCACUGGCGAUGGUACUGCAAUGGUUGCGCGUCAAGGCUUACCUUCACAAGAUUUGGAGUUCGUACAGUUCCAUCCGACUGGUAUUUAUGGUGCUGGCUGCCUUAUUACCGAAGGCUGUCGUGGUGAAGGUGGUUAUCUUGUUAACGCCAAUGGUGAACGUUUCAUGGAACGUUAUGCGCCUGUAGCCAAAGAUCUCGCAUCACGUGAUGUAGUAUCACGAUCUAUGACUAUUGAAAUUAUGGAGGGACGCGGUGUGGGCCCUGAAAAAGAUCAUGUUUACCUGCAAUUACAUCACUUACCACCAGAGCAAUUGGCCCAACGUUUACCUGGUAUCUCGGAGACUGCUAUGAUAUUUGCUGGCGUGGAUGUGACUCGCGAACCCAUACCAGUAUUACCAACUGUGCAUUAUAAUAUGGGUGGUAUUCCAACGAAUUACAAAGGACAGGUAUUAACUAUUGAUGAGAAAGGUAAUGAUGUUAUUGUGCCAGGUUUAUACGCCGCAGGAGAAGCUGCUUGUUCUUCUGUACAUGGAGCUAAUCGUUUAGGUGCUAAUUCAUUACUUGAUUUAGUUGUAUUUGGACGUGCUUGUGCUAAAACAAUUGCUGAAGAAAACAAACCUGGUGCAACACCACCCUCACUAAAGGAUAAUGCUGGUGAAAUGUCAGUAGACAAUUUGGACAGACUACGUCAUGCAAAUGGUAAAGUAACCACAGCUGAUUUGCGUUUGAAAAUGCAGAGAACUAUGCAGGGUCAUGCUGCUGUAUUCCGUGAUGGCCCAGUUCUACAAGAAGGUUGCAAGAAAAUGGAAGGAAUAUAUAAAGAGUUCCAAGAUGUCAAAGUUAUUGACAAAUCUCUUAUUUGGAAUUCUGAUUUAGUAGAAACUUUGGAAUUACAAAACUUGUUGGCAAAUGCGAAAAUGACAAUAGUUGCAGCUGAAAAUCGCAAGGAAUCACGUGGAGCACAUGCCCGAGAAGACUUCAAGACACGUAUUGAUGAAUAUGAUUAUAGCAAACCAGUGGAUGGUCAACAAAAGAAACCAUUCGAACAACAUUGGCGUAAACACACACUUACAUGGGUUUGUGGUACAGAAGGCAAUGUUGAUAUUAAAUUCAGAAAUGUUAUCGAUAAAACCUUGGAUGAAACUGUAACAACAGUACCACCAGCUAUACGCUCCUAUUAAAACAAUGGCUAUUGUAGUAAAGAAGUUUCUUGCACUAUUUUGUAUAAAUGGGCCUAUAUACUUUUUAAACAGAUUUCGCAACGAUAUAGAUGCUUGAUCCAAGUGUCCAUUAUCAAAACAACCGAAAUUGUUAUAAAUAUUUUUUAACUACAGAUUUUUAUCCAGGAUAUGACGUCUACCUUUUGUAACUAAACUACUUAAUAUUUAUUUUAGAUUUAAAUCUUUUCAAUUGUAAAAAUUUAAUGUGCUCUGCUAUACCUCACCAUAUAUUUUUAUUUUAUAUUUAAAAAAUAUGCUCAAGUUUAAAUUCCAAAAUUAAAAUUCAACUCCAGGAAAUUGUAAUCAGUGAAAUAUUCUAUAAUUUUGUUAAAAAUCUGCAAUAUCGAAAAUUGAAAUAAAAAUUA